Molecule: messenger RNA, 471 nt
Organism: Cebus imitator (Panamanian white-faced capuchin)
Lineage: Eukaryota; Metazoa; Chordata; Mammalia; Primates; Cebidae
Product: small EDRK-rich factor 2-like
Exons: 1
Coding region: 64-201 (45 amino acids)
Source: RefSeq, a predicted model, not a curated record
GCGGACGUAACGGAGGGAGGUUGGACCCGCGGGAACCAGCCGGAGCUCGCCCGCCAGAAGAACAUGAAAAAGCAGGGCCACUCGGUUAAGGGGAAGCGCCGAGGUGACGGGCUUUCUGCGGCCGCCCGCAAGCAGAGGGACUCGGAGAUCAUGCAGCAGAAGCAGAAAAAGGCAAACAAGAAGAAGGAGGAACCCAAGUAGCUUUGUGGCUUCGUGUCCCACCCUCUUGCCCUUCGCCUAUGUGCCGGGAGUCAGUCCCACCACGCUCGCCUUUCCUCCUGUAGUGCUCGCAGGUCCCAGCACCCAUGGCAUUCCCUUUGCCCUGAGCCUGCAGCGGGUCCCUUUUGUGCUUCCUUCCCCUCAAGUAGCCUCUCUACCCCUGGGCCACUCCCGGGGGUGAGGGGGUUACCCCUUCCCAGUGUUUUUUAUUCCUGUGGGGCUCACCCCAAAGCAUUAAAAGUAGCUUUGUAA